AAAUGGAAUACCGCAACUUUAAUUCUACUGAUUAUCUACGGAGGAGGGGAAUUAACUCUGAAAGGGAAGGGGCAGGCUGAUAUUCUCCAAUCUUUAGUAAUAAUGACUUAUACAACAAGAUCAGUCAUCGACUUAUUCAGUCUGGAGAGACCUCUCUCAGACAAAGAGCAGAAGAACCCAAAAAUGAGAAUAAGGGUAAAUUUGGAAAUAGGAAGAAAUUUGCAGCUAAAUUGAUAUUUUGAGUGGUCAGGACGAUUAUGUGCAAAAGGGCUUUAAAUAAAAUUAAGGAAUGUGAAGGAACCUCCAGGAGAAAAUCCUAUAGUCAAGUGAAAAGAGAUCACUUAGAGAUAGAUUUUUAACAAAACAGGAGUACUUCAGAGGGAACAUAGUUGUGCAAGGCUAAGAGAGCCUUAUAAUAAUGCUAUCAAAACUCAUAAUUUUUCAAGGAAUGAGCAAUGAAGAUUGUCUUCCCAAAGAAUUAAUUGUAAUACUCCUUGGGAGCCUUAUAAGACAGCUUCAAAUAGUUCAUUUCUUCAGAAAAUUGAAAAUUAUUCAUCCUAUGAUCAUAUAAUGAGCUCUUCAAGACCAUUCUCAAUGACUUAUUCAACCAAUAUAACUAAGCUGGGUACUUCGCAAACUCCAAUAUCUCAACCUCCAAAUUGCGAAGAAAAAUAUUUUCUUCCAGUGAAAGGUAAUAUAGAAAAAUUGGAUCAAAGGGAAAGAAUUAAAUCUGGAGAAGGAAUAAUUAUAUGCAAUUCAGAAGCCCCCAGAAAGCACUCACAGCAAAAAUCCUCAAAAGAACUCACAAGCAAAAGAAUCUCCACUCUAAAGCAAGAUCUCAGACAUAAAGACAACGUUAACAGAGCUUUAAAAUAAAAACUACAAAUCUCUUGAGAAGAAGUACGCCAAACAGAAAUAAACUCAACCACAAACUCCUUAAGUCAUACGAAAAGUACAUUCAAAAUUCUAAAAUUUCUUCGAUCAAGCGUCUUCUUUGCCACAAAGCGCGAAGCCAGCUUCGCGCUUGCUUCGCGAAGUGGAAGUUGCACGCUUGAGUUUUGAAUUUUAUUGAAGCGACUUUUACGAAUGUCCAGAAUGGACAUAAGGAAGGUCAGAGUUGGCCGAAGUUUCCGAAUGAGUGAGCAAGCAUCUCGAAAGAAUCCAGCAUUUCUAUGCUGGAAGACACUGAGAUACAGAACUUUACUCAGUACUUCCAACCAGGGAGGGGCUUACCCUCCCUGGUUGGAAGAGAGAGUGAAGGGAAGCCAUCACAGUUGGAAGCUGCAAGUAGGCUGAUUUAUCACACAAUUUUGUAUCAGACCAAAGCAGAAUUUAAUAAGAAAAAGUACGCAUUCAAGUAUUGGAAAGUUAUUGCUAAGGAAAUGAAAAGGCAAGAAGAAGGAAUUGAAAAUGAUAAAGAGAAUUUUGAACAAGAGAAGGGCAACAUAAAGCCACGAUGAGAGAAGGAUGGGUUAGAGCCAAAGGUGAAAGCUCAUACCAAGCAGUUCACUUUUAUGAAUUCUGAUGAUUUCAAGUAUACAGCUGAUCAUUUAACACAGGUUUCUCUGAAAUUGACUAACCAAGAUCAAAUGAUAAAUUCAGACACUCAAAGUUUAUCAAAGAACAGCUACACCAUAAAUUCAGACCUUAGCUACUCAAAAGAGGAAUCAAUAGCACCAGAGCUGAAAGAAGCCAUUGCCUAUAUAAACCAUAUUGGGCAUUCAAAACAUUUGUAAUUUAUGAUUUUCAAUUUUAA
Molecule: messenger RNA, 1756 nt
Organism: Moneuplotes crassus
Lineage: Eukaryota; Ciliophora; Spirotrichea; Euplotida; Euplotidae
Source: the annotation of a GenBank genome assembly